UCCCGUCCUCUCUGUAAAAAAAUCAAUAAAAUGUAUUUUAAAAAAAAGAACCGCCACACCAAAUUAGUGAAGCAAUCCCCUGUAUGUAGAGUUCUGGUCAUUUCUCAUCUUUUGCUGAUAGAAAGCAGUGAAUAGCCCUGAGUUUGUGUCUGUUCACCUGCUAAGCAUAAAUUCCUGAAACAGUUUUGGGGUCAAAGGGAUGGGAUUUGCAGUUUCAGUAUCAACUGCUACCAACUUACACUCCCAUCCACAGUGUGGGGAUGCACCUAUGUCAUGCGUGCACCCCAGCCAUGGGAAAGCAAGCUCUGAUUUUCCAAUCUUGGGUUCCGAGUCAAGUUUUAACUCAAUCUCACCUGUGUGAGGUCGAGCACCUCUUCAAACAUGCAAAAGCUACUUGAAUUUCCUUUGCCUCAAAAGCUCUCCCAAGCUCCUCAGUGCCAAACACCAUGUUAAUCACUGUCCUCAGAACCUCAUGUGGGAGGGACUGAUUAGCCUCCUUUCAGAGGUAAGGGCCAGUCUCACUUCCCAGGGGCCACAGGGGCAGGGUAUGGAAGUCACUGUGACUUGCAACUGCCUCCAAGACCCAGUGGGAGCCAACAUCCCUUCGUGCUGAUGCUCUGGACACCGGGACGGGCUGAGUCCCAGGGUCCUAGGUGGCCCUUCUAGAGGCAGGGGUCCCUGCAGGGUGAGCUUCCGGCCCCGUGUGUCCCAACACUUGGCUGUCCUGGAGCCUCUCCCUUUUCCUGUUUUGACACUGGCUCAGCCAGGCCCAGACACAGGGGCAUGACGUCUUAAUCCUCUAGGCUGGAGCCAUGAUGGAUGAGUCCCCAUUAGCUAAUUCACCUGCCAAACCACCUCUUCCCUGCUCCCGCUCCCUGACCCCCAACAUAUCCAUUCCACCUGGUGCCCAACACAGGGGCUCCUGAGCCUCAGCACCCUGCUUGAAUGGGAGGGGGCCCCAGUGGGGGACCCACAGAACCUCCCCCGCCACCUCUCCUUCCAGAUGGCAGGUGGGACAGUGGGGCAGGGACCCUGGUUGCUCAUCCUGGGCUGGGCCCUGGCUGCCGCUUCAACUCUUAAAUCAAGGUGCGGAGGGGGUGUCAGAAAUCUAUGGAAUGUCUGGAUGAGGGGGUGAGCCCUUAACUCUUAGAAGGAAAGAAUGUGGGACAGGGAGUUGGCCUGCCUGGGUCUGAGGAUGUGGGAGACAAGCUGGUGGGGGACAUGGGGCCUUCGUGCCCAUACAGCAUCCGGCAGGGAAGAGGUUAUUUCCCAGCCCAGAUGGGGAUAAAUUGAGAGUGCAGGACCUCUCCAUCCUCAGAACCUGUUCGUCACAAUGGCCACAGGAAGAGUCCUGCUCGGCUCUCUGCUGUUCCUAUCCCUGCAGCUGGGCCUCGGCGGGAACCCGAGUACGCCAGGGGCUCCAGUGGUGGAGGGAACACUCUCGCCUGAGCCAGCAACAGACAUGGGGACCUGGAAGGCACAGCUGAGUGCCCGCCUGCGCCGAGCCCCAGCCGGCCCCUGCCAGCUGCGGAGCUUGGCCCUGCCAGUGGUGGAACUGGGCCUGGGCUAUGCUUCAGAGGAGAUGAUCAUCUUCCGCUACUGUGCUGGCAGCUGUCCCCGAGGUGCCCACACCCAGCACAGCCUGACGCUGGCCUGGCUGCGGAGCCAGGGCCGAGCACACGGAAGCCCCUGCUGCCAGCCCACCCGCUAUGCUGACGUGGCCUUCCUGGAUGAUCACCACCGCUGGCAGUGGCUGCCCCAGCUCUCAGCGGCUGCCUGUGGCUGCAGUGGCUGAGGAUGCCCAGACGGGGCCCUGCAGCCACCCCAGAGGUCUGAUGACUUAUUUAUUGGAGACCUGGAUGCCCAGAAGAUGAGAAGAUGGGGUGGACUGGGGAUGCCAGCAAGGGACACAAUAAAGGAAAUUGAUCCUGG
Myotis davidii is the source of this 1932-nucleotide messenger RNA. RefSeq names its product persephin (gene PSPN). NCBI's taxonomy places the organism in Eukaryota, Metazoa, Chordata, Mammalia, Chiroptera, Vespertilionidae. Bases 1334 to 1795 code for a protein of 153 amino acids. The record is from RefSeq and is a predicted model, not a curated record. The transcript is spliced from 2 exons. Gene Ontology annotation, molecular function: receptor tyrosine kinase binding; glial cell-derived neurotrophic factor receptor binding; growth factor activity.